Phytophthora sojae is the source of this 588-nucleotide messenger RNA. RefSeq lists its product as hypothetical. The transcript has a single exon. Lineage: Eukaryota; Oomycota; Peronosporomycetes; Peronosporales; Peronosporaceae. Bases 1 to 588 code for a protein of 195 amino acids. The record is from RefSeq and is a predicted model, not a curated record.
AUGGAGGUGAACCUGGCACGCUUCAGCGCCGCCGAGCUGCGCGCCAAGAGCACGGAGGCGGUGCAGGAAGAGCUCCAGAGCGCCAGAACGCACCUCUCACCCGCUGUCAGCGCCUUGAGACACGCUUUGACCGUCGUCCAGGCGUCCAAAGACCUGUGCAAGACCGCGGUGGUGUUCGUGGACGAGUCUCCGCAGGUUGCGCAGGCUCUGGAGCAGCUGGUCGCGGCGUGCAACGAGGUCGGCACGUUAGUGUGCCAACUGAACCGAGCGGUGAGCAGUUCGGGGGCAAGUGAUGCGUCAUCCGACACCGAGGAGGAGGAGGGAGAAAGAGAAGAAGAAAAGGAGAACGGUUCUCAACAUCUAAGAGCGGGACCAAAGGAUCUGGAACACAGGAGAACUACAGAAGAGAAGAAACGAGCUGCAAAGGAGAUAGACACGGAGGGGAAGGGCGCUGAAGUAGAAGAAGAAGAACAACAACAAGAAAAUGUGGAGAGCAAGGAGAACCCGAGGGAGCUAAAGCGGCAGAGAAUCGAAGAUACAAGUCGUAGCAGGAUCCCCGUGCUGACGAUCCGCUGCAAGUACCAAUAG